Molecule: messenger RNA, 830 nt
Organism: Humulus lupulus (European hop)
Lineage: Eukaryota; Viridiplantae; Streptophyta; Magnoliopsida; Rosales; Cannabaceae
Exons: 2
Coding region: 251-661 (136 amino acids)
Biological process (GO): nucleoside triphosphate catabolic process
Molecular function (GO): nucleoside triphosphate diphosphatase activity
Source: RefSeq, a predicted model, not a curated record
UGGUUCUCUUCCAAAACAGGACUUUUAUUUCUAUGUUAUGGUCUCUCACUAAAUAAAUGGCAUUUUUCUACUAAUUGAGAAAAGGACUCGGCCAGAGUAAUCGCAUAGAGCAAAGGCUUGUGUAGGUAAAUUCUCUUUUGGGUUCUUAUUAGUUUUCUCUUUAUAUAUAGAUUUGGUAUCCACACAGGGUCUUGAUUACAUUUUUGUGUGAGAGUAUUUUACUUGGGUAAAAGAUUUAAGAGUGAAGAAGAUGAGUAGAACUGGUGAGGAUUCAGAAAAUGAAAGCGUGUCUCUUGAUCUUCUCAAGCAAAAAAUGGCUGAUUUUGCCGAAGAAAGAGACUGGGAACAGUAUCAUAGUCCCAGAAACCUCCUUUUGGCUAUGGUGGGUGAAGUAGGAGAACUCUCAGAGAUAUUCCAAUGGAAAGGAGAGGUUCCAAAGGGAUUGCCUGGGUGGAAAGAAGAGGAAAAAGUACACCUUGGAGAAGAGCUUUCAGAUGUGUUGCUUUAUCUAAUUAGGCUUUCUGAUAUGUGUGGUGUUGAUCUUGGCAAAGCUGCCCUUCGUAAGAUUGGUCUUAAUGCCAUUAAGUACCCUGCCCCCAAGAAAAAGCCCAAACCUAAUCAUGACCAUGGCACUAAUAAUAAUGACUCCUCCUUAGAUUAGUUAUUAUUAGCACUGCUUCUAUAAACACAUAUGAUGGUUUUGUACACAUAUAUUAUGUGUGUUCAUUCCAUCAUUUUUAAAUUUUAUGUUGGUGAUAAUUGCUAUUGUGACUGUAGCCAUCGUGCUUUUUUUGGUUUGGUUUGGUUUGAGAUUAAUGUUUGUUUUUUUA